AUGGUUUCCGGUUCGGGUUCGGGUUCGGGUUCGAAAGCUGGGAAUACGGUUGUUGGAUGGAUAUACAAUGACGGUAAUAUUAUCGAAUCUCAAUUAGAAGGUUUUAUUUAUGAUAAACCUGUUUCAAAGCAUGUUAGGCUAGAUUUGUCUAUGAAUUAUGCUAGUUUAUGUGCUUUGUUACAUUCCAAGUUGAAGAUUGAUAGUAGUAGUAGGUUGAGGCUAUUUUAUAGGUGUAAAAAUCCCGAUAAUUUGAAAUUCGGGAUUAUACCUAUUGAGGAUGAUGAUGAUGUAGAAUUAAUGUUUGGUGUUGUGGUGUCAAAAGGGAUGCCAUUUUUUGUUGAAAUUUAUGUAGAGAAAUUGUCUUGUGAUGGGAAUUUGGUAAGGAGUAGUUCGAGUGUGGGGGAGAAGAGUAGUGGGCGUGAUUCGGGUGGUAGUCAUUUUAGACAUGACCAGGAUGUGGGUGAUAGCUAUAUGUCUGUCGAUACUUCCCAUUUAGAGAGGAUGACCUCAUUCGACGAUGUCGAGGUUGAAAAUAAUGAGGUCCCGUUGGAGUUGAAGGAGGGGAGGUUAUUUAGCACGAAAGAGGAUUUGAUGCAUGUGGUGAAGCAAUACCACAUUCAGAAUCACUUAGAGAUUGGAGUGAUACGAUCAGAUCCGAGUAGUUGGUAUGUUGCUUGCAAAUAUAGAAAUGAUGGUUGCAUUUGGAAGUUGAAAGCUAGAAAGAGGACUUCACAUGGUAAAUUUCAAAUCAUGGAGAGUGUAGGACCACAUAGUUGCUUGAGCACUAUCAUCACACGAGAGCAUCCCAACUUGACAGCCUCGGAGAUUGCUGGAGUGAUUAAAUCUCAAAUUGUUGCUGAUCCGACAAUUAAGGAGAAGGUGUUGUUAGCCACUGCUAAAGAUAAGUUUGAAUAUGAGCCGGGACGAAAGAAGAUUAGGAAUGCAAAGAAGAUUGCAAUGGAGGAUAUUCAUGGCUCGUGGGAAGGAUCAUACGAGGACUUGCCACAUUUGAUGGAAGCUCUUCAGUCCUUCAAUGUGGGCACGAAGGUGGAUUGGUGCUUUAGGGAGGAUGAUGCAGAGCAACUAGAGGAAGUGACAUUCAUGAGAUUGUUCUGGGCUUUUAAGCCAUGCAUUGAUGGCUUCGAGUAUUGCAGACCCGUCAUACUGAUAGACGGGACUCAUUUGUAUGGACCAUAUCCGGGUGUUCUUCUGAGUGAAACAGCUGUAGAUGGGUUUAGUCACAUUCUACCGUUGGCGUUUGCUAUAGUGGAGUCGGAGAACAACUCUGGCUGGGAUUGGUUCAUGGAUAGGUUGAGGAGCUUGGUGGUUGGUCGGAGGCACGGGAUAUGUAUCAUUUCUGAUAAACAUUUAGGGAUCAUGGAAGCUAUGCAGAAGGAGGGAUGGUGUGAGCCACUUAAUCAUCAUCGGUACUGUGUGAGACAUUUUGCCACAAACUUUGCCACCAAAUUCAAGAAAGCUGGAUUGAAGGAUAGAUUGGUUGAGUUGGCAUAUCAGGUCCAGCCUAAGAAAUUUGAACUACUAUGGGGGGAGUUGUUGGCACUAGAGCCCCGAGCACUUGCAUGGUUUGAGGACAAACCAGUAAGGAACUGGUCACUGACACAUGAUUACGAGCAUCAUCGUUUUGGCAUCAUGACUACCAACCAUGCUGAGAGUUGGAACAAAGCAAUUAUCGACGCUUAG
Molecule: messenger RNA, 1701 nt
Organism: Daucus carota subsp. sativus
Lineage: Eukaryota; Viridiplantae; Streptophyta; Magnoliopsida; Apiales; Apiaceae
Exons: 2
Coding region: 1-1701 (566 amino acids)
Source: RefSeq, a predicted model, not a curated record